AUGGGUCGAAGUCGAAGCAGAUCAAGGGACCGACGAAGACGCUCGAGGUCGCGUGAAGAGCGACGGGAUCGUGAACGAGAUCGACGCUAUAAAAGGGAAAAAAAUAGGCGACGUCAUCGUGAUUUGAAUAGUGCGAACAAUUCAGAUGAUGAUAUUGAAACACUACUUAAACGAGAAAGGCGCAAGAAUGGUGGUAGUUGUGAUUCACCUAGCACAUCACUCUCAGCUCUUGUUAAUGAAUUAGGUGCUGGCGCCAAAUUUGAUGCAACACAACUAAGUCAAGCUGCCAAGGAUUGGCUCGAUGCGAGAGUCACUGAACAGGUUAGCACAAGAGUCGCUGAUCUGGAAUCGUUAGUACAAGAACGCGUUUCCAAAGCUCGUUCAGAACUUGAAGCAAGAUUACGUGCUCAAAUAGAGCAAGAGAUGAUUCAUGAAGUUGAAAUGAGUAGAAAAAAAGAAGAAGAAUCAAAGAGAAAAUGUGCCGAACUCGAGCAAAAUUUGGAACGAAAAAUGAAAGAAUUAGAAGAGACAGAACGAAAAUUGAAAGAAGAACGAUUGUCGAUGUUAGAAACAAAAGCCAAACUGGAAAUGGAACGUAAUGCUCUGAAAAUGGAAAAGGAUUCAUUGACAAGGACUGAACAACAGGCAAUACUUAAUAAAGGUGGAACAAUGAGGCCGCCUAUCAAAAUAAAAUUCGGUUCAUCUAAAUAA
Molecule: messenger RNA, 711 nt
Organism: Dracunculus medinensis (Guinea worm)
Lineage: Eukaryota; Metazoa; Nematoda; Chromadorea; Rhabditida; Dracunculidae
Source: the annotation of a GenBank genome assembly